GUAAACUGAGGAGCAUAGGUGUUUAAUGCUCAACAACCUAGUUGAAAUACGCAAUAAACUUUUAGUAAACGGAAAGAAAAGUAAAAAUAAAAAGUAUAAAAUUUCUAAAAAUGAAAAAAUAUAUUUUUCCGGAAGCUAAGAUGAAUUUACCAUCGAAACCAAAAGAGAUAAUAACAGCUGUAGCUCCUAUAGUUUGCGUUAAAAGUCCGGAUAAAAUCGAGCCGCAAAUUAAUUCAAGCAUGUGCGAUGAAUACGAGUGUGAAUUACUCCGUCUGGACAUAGGACUUAUGAAAGCCGAUUACGACAACUGGGAGGCCAUUUUCAAAGAGUGCCAGUUAAGAGUUAAGCACGAGAUUAUAAUGUAUGAAAAAGCUGCGGAGGUAAUUUUAAAAUUGAUGGAAGACAGCAAAGUCGAGGCGAAUGUUAUAAAUGAAGGGAAAGGAAUUUAUGUGACAAUCUCGUACAAACCCACCGAUUACGUUUACAUAAACGUAAGUAAUAAUAAGGGUCUUAGGUGCUUCACCCCUCUAAAGGCCUUGGACUGGGUUCAGCAGAAAAUCAUUGAUCUCAAGACAUCAUCAAGAAAAAUCGAGAAUGAUCAGCAGUUUGUAAACGCUCAAAGAGAGAAAAUCAAUUCGAUAGAAAAAUAUUUAGUGAAAAAGGAAAAAUUUCUUUCUCACAGAAAAAUAGCUGUUGAAAAACUAAACCAAAUGAAGACUAAUUUUAUGGAGAAACCAGAACCGUUUUUGGAAACCAAAAAGGAUUUUGAAAGAGAAUUCACAGAGUUUAUGGCAGAGGUGGAAAAGGACAACGCUUUAUUGAGCCACAUGACAGAAGAUAUUUUAAAUCUGUUAAAUAAACUUUCAACUUUUCGGUCUGAAAGAUUGUCAGAUUCUAUUGUCAAUCGUGUACGAAGAGAAAUCAACGAGCUUCUUUCAAAAUUAGGAGAACAGAAAACACAAGAUGAAAUUUCUAAGAUUGAUUCGGCUGAAACCAUGAUUAAUAUUAAUUUGACUCAAAACAGUUCGGUUAAAAUCGAUUCAACGGGAAAUGCUUCUAGCCAAAAAUAUUCUGUUGAAAAUAUGAUUCGAAAUGAAUCGGAGUUUAUCAAAACGAUGAAAAAAAUGUCUAUUAAAAUAAAUUCAACAAAAAAAGAUUUAAAGAAAAAUGAUGUCUCUGAGAAUAACUCCGUUAAGAUUAAAUCUAAUAACAAUAGUUCAAUUGAAGUCGAUUCUACUAAAAAUGAUUCCAUGAUAGCCAAACCGUCUGAAAUUGGUUUGGAAAUGAACAAGGAUCAGUCUGCAAUUAAAGUUCAAAAAGUUCAAACAAAAUCCAUUAAAACCAAACCGAUCCAAAAUGAUUUAAGUAAAAUGGACUCCAGUGAAAAUAAUUCCGGAAAAAUGAGUUUAAAUAGGUCUCGCGAUCAGUCGACGACUGAGGUCAUCAAAAAUAACAAAGAUCAACAAUUAUCACCAAAAUAUAUGACAAAUUAUACAGAAGUAGGCAAGCAACAAUUUGAAUAUGAUGACAGCCAAAAUAAAACACCGCUUUCUGAAAUACACCAAUUAGUGGAUGAUUCCAUUCUACGUAUGACAGAUAUUCUAAGUCUGCGCUCACUUGAUUGUACCGAUAGAGAAGAAUUUAAUGAUAAUGAUUCGAUAACCGAUUCAAUUGAAAAUGAAUCGAAUAAAAUCGAGAUCUCUGAAUAUACUGGUACUAAAGAAAUACAGCUUGAUCAAAAGUCACAAAAGAUAAUGGAGAAUUAUACAGAUAAUUCCCAAAGUUGUGGUUAUAGUUUUCAAAAAUCAAUUUUAAAUAAUCUAAAUGAGGAUGCAGAAAACGUGAUUGCAUAUGAGACACCGAUAAGUGCUCUUCAAGAAAUAGGAAAUAUCUCCCCACAAGAAAUGACAGGCCUAAGCGAGUGUAAUUUUGACGAUACCAAAAGUGAUGGAUAUUUUACUAAACGCAGAAACAAAAACAAAAAGAAUGUUAUUGCUUGUGAAAUAGGUUUAGAAAGAGAUUUAAGUCCAGAAAAGAUUGGCAAUCUUCUUCCGGAUAUGCCUGCUUCCAAAGAUCUUAGUAAAUAUGUAGAUGCUUGUCUGGAAAAGAUGACAUUUCUUCUACCCGAUCGAGUACUACCAUCUGGAGCUAAAUCUAAAGACUUCCCUUUAGUAAACGAAGAGGGAACGGAUGAUGACAUAACCAUAACUAAUAACUCCAAGCACUUUAAUAAUGAAGUUUUUGAUAAUUUCCCAUCCACAGGAAAUCAAGACAAUAGUGAUGACGAGUUAACAAUCACAAAAUUUUAAAAAUCUUUUGAAAUGCAUUUGUAUGAAUGGGUUUAAGUUCUA
This is a messenger RNA of Drosophila subpulchrella, 2351 nucleotides long. Its product is annotated as spindle pole body component 110. The transcript has 2 exons. The record is from RefSeq and is a predicted model, not a curated record. The coding region runs from base 111 to 2309 and encodes 732 amino acids. NCBI's taxonomy places the organism in Eukaryota, Metazoa, Arthropoda, Insecta, Diptera, Drosophilidae.